AUGAAUUAUCGCCGCAAGUUACUUUCAAUUACCAUCGCUAGACCUACGCCACUGGUGUUUGUUGACCUGCCGAAAGUCUACAGAGUCAUGUCAUGUAACCCCCACGCCAAGUACUUAGCAGACGAAAAAGCAGAAAAAUUCCCUCAUCUAUUUAGAACGGAGUGA
Sclerotinia sclerotiorum 1980 UF-70 is the source of this 165-nucleotide messenger RNA. RefSeq lists its product with no specific name. NCBI's taxonomy places the organism in Eukaryota, Fungi, Ascomycota, Leotiomycetes, Helotiales, Sclerotiniaceae. The record is from RefSeq and is a predicted model, not a curated record. The transcript has a single exon. Bases 1 to 165 code for a protein of 54 amino acids.